AUGAAGUACGGAGCUGCGCUUCUGGCCGUCGCCGGUCUGGCUUCGGCUCGCGAGUUGCCCUGGGCUCUCAUGCAGUUGGGGAAGCGUGAAGUCCCCCAGGAGCACUCGCACGAAUCUAUCCUCCGUGCCGCCGAUGCGGCCCUCAAACUGAACAACCCCCUCGAGAUCGUCGACGCUGUCUUCGCUCUUCUCGGCAACGCCGCUGCCGCCCAGGGCGCUCCGAACGUCCAGAACUUGGACUGCCUGCAGCAGAUCGUCGCCGACCAGGCCUUCACCAACGCCAAGGCUGCUGGUGAUCUUGACGGCAUGAUCAACGCCAUCUUGUUUCGCGCCCUAGAACGCAAUACCCUCAAGGUUGGCCUGGCUAGCGAGCUGUGCAACGAGACGGCCACCAACCCCGAGAUUGCAAAUAUCCAGCAGCACCAGGAUCCUGCUUCACCCAACGCUGCUGAGAUUAACAAGCAGGUCGAGCUGGAGGUCGCCAAGAGCCUAGCUUCCAUUGGUGCUGAUCCAUUGCUGGCUCUCAAGACGGCUACCUUCGCUCCAGGCGACGUGAACGACCCGACUGCUAAGGGUAACAGCUGUAACGACGAGACUGAUCCCGUUGGUUGCAUCUUCACUCUGAAUCUGGCUGUUCCUGCUGCCACUGAGGAGGAAAUCCUGGCUGCUGUCUCUGGUGUCGAUUCUGGCGCUGGCAAUGGCGACGAUACUAAUGUUGAUGAUGGUACCGAUGGUGCCGAUGAAUGCGAGGCCAUUGUCGACGAUGGUUCUGGCAACGACACCGAUGCUGGUAGCGAUGCUGGUGCUGAUAACGACAAUGCCGACUCCGGCAGCGGCAACAACGACAGCGCGACAGGCACAGUCAACAUUCAAGCCUUCACCGGUACCCUGGGCGGCCCUCCGCCGCCGGUCGAGAGCACUCCCGGCGCUGCUCGCCCGUUCUCCGUCAACGGCAACACUUUCUUGAACGCGGCGGCCGCGAUCCAGCGCUCGUGCGCCAUCCAAAAGAACGCCUGCGCCAACGCCGCCAACUCGGGUCAGCUGCAGGGCGGCACGCAGCAGUGCGACCAGCAGGAGGCCGAGUGCCGCGCAGCCAACAACCUGCGCAAGCGCCGCGUCCCGGUGACUGAGCGCCGGCAGUUUGGCGGUCAGCUGGACUUUGGUUCCUGCGGCAGCCCCGCCAUUCGCUUCGCUGAGGGUCUGGACGGGCGUAAGGAGGCUAGCUUUCAGAAUGUGAAUCUACAGGACUUCAAUCACGGGUCGGCGCUCAACAUCAGGAUUAUUGCGGAUUUCACCUGCCAGCGGCUGCAGAGCUCGUGUAAGGCGCCUCAGGAGACGGUGCAGGCUUGCCAGGCUGGUGCCCAGGCGGCUCAAGGCCAGAGUGGGCAGGCCGCGGCUAAUGCGUUUAACUCUGCUUUGGGUGUCUCGGCUUAA
Molecule: messenger RNA, 1434 nt
Organism: Thermochaetoides thermophila DSM 1495
Lineage: Eukaryota; Fungi; Ascomycota; Sordariomycetes; Sordariales; Chaetomiaceae
Exons: 3
Coding region: 1-1434 (477 amino acids)
Source: RefSeq, a predicted model, not a curated record